Molecule: messenger RNA, 1896 nt
Organism: Symbiodinium necroappetens
Lineage: Eukaryota; Dinophyceae; Suessiales; Symbiodiniaceae
Source: the annotation of a GenBank genome assembly
AUGGGCCUGAAGGUGUCCCCAGAAAUCCAAGUGAUUUGUGCCUCCUGGGCGCUCGCCGGGAUGCCUGUGGUGAUCGCCGCUGGUGUAGGUGUCCUCUACCAUGUCGACCACUUGCUGAGGACGCUUUUCUGGUACUUGGUGAUCAGCUUCCCGCUGGGCAUUUCCGUCUCUGCCUGGCUACUUCUCUCUGGCAAGGUCUGUGACAGUGUGGUCGAAGAUGAGAUCCAACGCCUUGGCUCUGUGUUCGUCUGCGGUUUCACGGAGAGCUUCGUGUUCAUGUGGACGACAGUGGCUGCGUUGCUUCACGCGUAUCUGAUCUACGUGGUGUGGUCCGCCGCAGAGGAGAUCACGGAGAUGACCUACAACUCAGUGUCCCUCUCCGCGUAUUCCAACAAGCUUCAGUUCAUGGCGAGCAUGGGCCAAGCUGCUCCCGAAGUGAAAUCGGUGCCAGUCAUGAACCCUGGCGUUUCCAUGGCGCCACGAGAGCAGGAUGAAGCCGCGCCUCUGCCGACGGAGGCCUACGUCAUCAAAGCUGAGGGACAGGCCAUGGAGCUCCAAAGCAUUCUCCUACCGCCACUGACGGAAACCCAGGUGGAGGUGGAGAUGAGCCAUUGUGGUCUUAGCCGAGCCGAUUUACACAUGCGUGACAACGACUGGGGAGUCUCGGACUUCCCACUUGUCCUUGGCCACGAGGGUUAUGGAAUGGUCCGAAAGCUUGGAAGCAAAGUUCAAAGCCUGAGAGUGGGUGACAGGGUUGGAGUUGGCUGGAUUCGGGAUUCUUGCAGACUUUGCGAUGCCUGCGGCGAGGGCAUGGAGAAUCUCUGCGAGACCGGCUACCAAGGCACCUUCCUCGGCAGCUCUGCCGGCCCUUUCGGCAAGGUGCCCAGCAACGAAUUUGGUGGCUGCUUCUCGAAGAUCGUGCGGGUGGAGGAGGCUUUCGCAUUCUUACUAGCCCCAAGCCUGCCACCAGAACUUGCGUGCCCUUUGAUGGGUGCAGGUGCUGCCAUGUACGAGGCACUGUGCACGUGGGUGAAGCCCGGAUCCAGUGUAGGCAUUGGUAGCUUCGGUGGGCUCGGCACGCUGGGAACGCAGCUGGCAAAGAAGAUGGGUGCAAAGGUCACUGUCUUCAGCGCGAGCGCAGGGAAGCGCGAGGCGGCGCUGGAGGUGGGGGCGGAUGAGUUUGUGAGCACGGCAAGUUCGGCUUCGAUGAUGAGGGCCGAGAACAGCAUCGACGCCUUCUUCGACACAUCUCCGGUGAACGCGGGACUUAACCAGUUGAUGAAGCUCCUGAAGAUCAAUGGGACUUUAGUCCGGGUAGGUAUUCCUUUCGCUGCUGAUGCAGAGCUUCAGGCAAGCUGGCACCCCCUGAUCUUCAGUGCAAGAAAGGUUGUUGGCUCCAUUGCCUGUGGCAGAAGGCGCACCAAAGAGAUGCUCCAUCUGGUGUACAACAACCUAGACUUUUUCUCCCAGUCUUCCGCGUGGACAACCUCCCAGAUCAGACCCUUUUCGGAAGUGAACGAAGCGAUGAAGCAACUGCAGGAACAGCGGAUGGAGUCAUUCCGCAUUGUCCUUCAGUGGUGCUCUUUCAAGGCUUUCACGAGACUCCGGUCGAGGUUUGCCCCUGAUACUGCCGCGCCGGCUGCGGCUGUGCAGUCCGCUGGGGCUGCAGCGAUGGGCAAUCAGAGCUUUCCAGCGCCGACCAGUGAUGUCUUCAAGUCGGCGGUGCCCGGUGACUCCGUGGACGUGCCGACGGAGGAACCCUUCGUCCGGGAACCUCCGGCGGACAAGGAUUUUACGCCACAGUCAGAGAAGAAGCCCACGCCGCAGAGUGCCCGCUCGGUCGGUGCACCUCAGAGCUUCUUUCCUUCACCGAGCAGCGGUGCGAAUUUCGCCUAA